AAAAGGAAAGAAACGAAAAGCCAUGUGGGAUUAGAAUACGCAUUCAGAUCUGAGGCUAAAACCGAGCUCCUUGUCUGCUGUGUUUGUGGUCGUCAGGUGACGCUGGAGGAUCUUGAAGCUUAACAUCGACAACAGGGGAAACCCCGUGUUAAUUUUCAGGGUAAAAUUUGUGAAUCAAGUGAGAACUGAGCUUCAGAGGGAACUGAUUAGUUUCUUUAAUUGAUAGUUUCAAAGAUCUGCUAAAUGGGUAGAGAGAAGUUUCUGAAAUCUGCUUACUUUCAGUGCGGUGUUGUGAUUUGAGAAGCUUUUAAGCUUCAGAAGAAACCGAUAAUUUUGGUCAACAGAUGUGGGGCAAAGAUCUUCCAUCUGGAUAGACCCGACUUUUGGAUAUUUGUUUGAUCCCAGUGCAGUGUUUGUGAAAUUUAACACAUAGAUUUCUCUUUUGGAGGCCUUACGUGUAUUUAUUCAAUCCGGUGCAAUUGAAUUCUGUGAAGUUUGUUUAGUUAGUUUGAGAAUUUUGGUGUUUGAGUAAGAUAAUUGUGGAAGGGGUAAGAUGGGUGAGAAGUUUUGGGUGAAUGGAGAAGAUAGAGCCAUGGUGGAGUCAGUGCUGGGUACAGAAGCGUGUGAGUUCUUGAUCUCAUCGGCUUCUGAGAAUGUGUUGUCGGAUUUAGUUACCCCGCGCGAUGAAUUGGGUGUGCAGCAGGGCUUGUGCCAGCUUGUUGAAGGUUCCAAUUGGAAUUAUGCAAUUUUCUGGCGGGUUGUGAACUUGAAAUCUGGUAGGUCUGCCUUAAUUUGGGGCGACGGACACUGCCGAGGCCCAAAAGGCGGGGGAGCUGGAGUUGGGAAUAGAAGUGGGGAUGGCAGUUUUGAGGGAAUUGAGAAGAAAGAGGAGGUGAAGAAGCAGGUGCUCCAGAAGCUUCAUGCGUCUUUUGGUAGGUCGGAUGAGGAUAACUUUGCAACAAGGCUAGAUGGGGUCUUGGAUGUUGAGAUGUUUUACCUCACCUCAAUGUACUUUCCCUUUCAGUGUGAUUCAUCAGGUGGCCUUGGGGAGUCAUAUGCGUCAGGUAAAUCAAUUUGGGCUUCAGAUGUGCCUAGUUGCUUGCAUCAUUAUAAACAGAGGUCAUUCCUUGCGAGGCCAGCUGGGUUCCAAACUGUGGUGUUUGUACCUGUGAAAUCUGGAGUUGUUGAGUUUGGUUCUACCAAAUCAAUUCCUGAAGAACAGAAUAUUUUGGAUAUGGUUACAACUAUAUUUGGGGAAUCUAACUCUGUACAGUCAAAGGUGUUUCCAAGGAUUUUUGGACGUGAACUUAGUCUAGGCGGUACAAAAUCCUGCUCAGUCAAUAUAAACUUUUCCCCUAAGGUGGAAGAUGAUUCAGCUUUUGCUUCAGAUACUUUUGAAGUACAAACAAUAGGUACCAGUCAUGUUUAUGGAAAUUCUUCUAAUGGAUGUCGAAGUGAUGAUAAUGAAGCAAAACUGCUUCCGCAGUUAAACCAAAUUGUUGUUGGGGGUUUUAAUGCACAAUCUAGAGUUUCUAGUUUGGAGCUGGCUAAGGAUGAAUCAUCACCUCAGCUUGAUGAGCGGAAACCGAGAAAGAGAGGGAGAAAGCCUGCCAAUGGGAGAGAAGAACCACUGAAUCAUGUGGAAGCAGAGCGGCAGAGGCGUGAGAAGCUUAACCAGAGGUUCUAUGCAUUAAGAGCUGUUGUUCCCAAUAUAUCUAAGAUGGACAAGGCCUCUCUGCUUGGUGAUGCCAUUACCUAUAUCACUGAUCUCCAGAUGAAGAUCAGGGUUUUGGAAACUGAAAAGGAGCUGGAGAAAACUAAUCAUAAGCAGUUCUCGGCACCAGAGAUUGAUUUUCAGGCAAGACAUGAGGAUUCAGUUGUGAGAAUGAGCUGCCCAUUGGAUGCUCACCCUGUUUCUGGAGUCAUCAAAGCGUUUAGAGAACAUCAAAUUGGAGCUCAAGAGGCUGAUGUUUCAAUGGACAAUGACAAAGUUAUUCAUACGUUUUCCAUUCGAACUCAAAGCGGUGCUGCAGAGCAGUUGAAGGCGGAGCUGGAGGCCGCCCUUUCGAAGUGAUCUGAGUCUCAAAUCUUGAGUUUGGGUUUAGGUGACCCGUGCAUCUCCUUUAAGAAAAAUGGAAUUUGUUAUUGCUGACCGACUUAUGAAUGUCUUUCUCUGCCAUCUUGCUUUGUAAAUUCAUGGAGACUCAUUCAUGGUGUGAUCUUUGUGCAUGAAGACCAUGGAUCAGGUGGAAUGUCUUCCUCUGCCAUUAACUUUACAUAGCUGAAUGAUCUUGUUUUGUAAAAUUCAUGGUGACUGAUUCAUGGUCUGAUCUUUGUGCGUGAAGACCAUGAAUCAGGUGGGCUGGGGAUUUAGGCAACAGUUUACCAUUAAAUAGUAAAUGUAAACUUAUUACGGCUCAACUAAGGAGAAAGGACAGCAGCCAUCAAAAAGUCGGUCCUAAGCAUUCUCUUGUAGCAAUUUGUUAUUUGGUUAAUCAUUUAUUUUUCUUUCCCCUA
Alnus glutinosa is the source of this 2517-nucleotide messenger RNA. RefSeq names its product transcription factor bHLH3. Lineage: Eukaryota; Viridiplantae; Streptophyta; Magnoliopsida; Fagales; Betulaceae. The transcript is spliced from 2 exons. Gene Ontology annotation, biological process: regulation of DNA-templated transcription. The coding region runs from base 554 to 2074 and encodes 506 amino acids. Gene Ontology annotation, molecular function: transcription cis-regulatory region binding; protein dimerization activity; DNA-binding transcription factor activity. Gene Ontology annotation, cellular component: nucleus. The record is from RefSeq and is a predicted model, not a curated record.